Molecule: messenger RNA, 1098 nt
Organism: Cryptomeria japonica (Japanese cedar)
Lineage: Eukaryota; Viridiplantae; Streptophyta; Pinopsida; Cupressales; Cupressaceae
Exons: 5
Coding region: 1-1098 (365 amino acids)
Source: RefSeq, a predicted model, not a curated record
AUGGGCUAUGAGGUGGAUGAAGCCACACUAGAUGCAUAUGCACAACAUCUAUUGCAAGCUCCAGUUGAUGAAAAAGUUUCUACAGAAAGCUCAAAAGAACUAAAAGCACCAUCAAGUGAGCCUACCAAUCCUAAGCCGACAAAAUCUGUGAAAAGAAAACAGAAGGCAGAUAGGCAGUAUAUGAGUGUUUCUUUGGAGGAGACCGAAUCAGAUGAAGAAAUCAAGGAAGUUCCAAAGUUGAAAGGUGUUUUUGCAAGGGUUGUAGGGGAGAAGAAAGAAGAGAAGAAGAAAGAAUUGGCUAAGGAGCCUAACCAAAAAACACCCAAAAUAACCAUGGUACAUAAACAAAAGCCAAAUCCUGAUGAGCAGUCUAAACUAGAAGAAAAGAGGAGAAUCAGUAAGAAGAAACUAGAUGCUCAAGACAUUAUUGAUCAAAUUAUUAAUGAUGGUAAUCUGGAUAAUAUUUUUACAUUCUUUAGUGAUUUUAGUGAUAAAGAUAAGAAGCGUUACCAGGGGAUAAGGAAUCAACAAAAAAUAGAUGAACAAAAUAUAAAUAUUGAUCCACCUGUUAGCACUCCAUCGGUUACUAUUGAACUGACUAGUGAGUCUAAUUUUGAAACAGAGGAUACUCCGACAGAAAAUGUACAGGACAUAGAGGCCAAUAUUGGAAAACAGGAUGUACCAGAGCAGGUUGCACCAGAGCAUGAUAUGCCAGAGCAAAUUGCACCAGGGCAUGAUGUGCCAAAGCAGGAUACUAUUGAUAGUCUAAGAGCACAGACUAAUCAACUUCAAGCACAGGUGUCUACAGCUACAAUAACCACCAUUCCUACCACCACUACUACAACAACAACAACCACCACAUCAACUGCAUAUGUUUCAUCGACUGUUUCAAUAACACCUCCACCCUUGGUUACAACAACUGUCACUUCAUCUUUUGUUGCUUCACAGAUGCCUGCACCUACGAUGACUCCUAUAACUGAAAUAGUAACUAUUCAUGAUGUGGAGUCAGACUCAGACCAAGAUGAGGUUGAGCCAACACCAAAGAAGGUAGAGCCUAAAAAGAGGAAAAUACUGACUCCUUCUAGUGUAGAGAAAUGA